CGUGUAGCAGCGAUCGGCGCACGGACCUCUCUUAUCGCUUUUCUUUCCUGAACGUCAACAGCGACGCCCGGACUCUCCUCCUGUUGACGACGACAUAUUCAUCAUGGACGUCGACGUUCCGUCACCAAAUUCGAAUACCGAACCUGUCCGUGACACCGAGCCGAAAGGAUCAGGUUUACCCGACAAUCAGAACCUAAUAUCCAGCCAUGGGGCAGGCGAUUCUUCCAUGAAAACGGCAGCCGCACCGGAGAACGAAAUCUCCAAGGAGAUCUCCGUGAAGGACGCUAGUGUCCAGCAGUCUCCGACGCCGGUCCCAGUGACGACAGAGGCCAGGUCGGACUCGGUAGCUCUACUGCUGCACCCCUCGACUCCCAUGGUUGUCGACGUCUCUCCCUCUUCUCCUCCAAUGAAUACGCCGGAACCCCGUCCGCUCAACGUGACAGAUGCCCUCAGCUACCUUGAUGCUGUCAAGGUACAGUUCCAGGACCAGCCUGACGUCUAUAAUCAAUUUUUGGACAUUAUGAAGGAAUUUAAGAGCCAGCUGAUCGACACACCAGGUGUCAUAGAACGUGUAUCACAUCUGUUCUUCGGUCACCCUCAGCUCAUUAUCGGAUUCAAUACGUUUUUGCCAGCGGGGUAUCGUAUCGAAUGCACCUCGGACGGUCCGACACACAACCGAAUCACCGUCAUCAAUAGCGACGGAACGAUUAUCCUUUAUCAGCAACCCCCCAUUCUACCUCCAGGACGAAAUCCCGAGGGUCGAACCCCCGAUCCCAAAGCUCUUGGCCUCGAACUCGACAAGCAGAUAAUGGGCCCCGCUUUUGAUUACGUGCAAAAGAUCAAGCAACGAUGUGACCCGGACACGUACCAGCAGUUCCUUGACAUUUUGUCACGCUAUCACAGGAAGCAUGAUAAUAUCGACGAGGUAUCCAAACAAAUAGCCAGACUGUUCAAAGACGAUCCCGAUUUGAGGGCCGACUUUCAUAUAUUCAUGCCAGAGUCAGCCAUGAUGGACGAAGGCAAGAAGAAGAUGGAUGGAGGACAGCUACUUCCGCAGAAGAGGAAGAGAAGGUUGGUAGAGAAAGAGACGAAACUGUCGUCAAGCAAUCCUCACAAGGUUAAAAAACUCAAAUCGUCUAUCUCACAAGACAUUCCCUCCGCAUUCAAAUCUGAACGACGCCAUGCUCCUCCUCCACCGCCGGAUGACACGCGCUUCUUCGACCGCGUAAAACAAUCACUCGAUAGCCGAGAAUCCUACAACGAAUUCCUCAAAGUUAUCAAUCUCUUCACUCAGGGCAUCAUUGAUAUGGGACGGUUGGUCAAAGAGAGUCGGAACUUCCUCGCGGGAGACGGUGAGUUGAUGCGGCAGUUCAAAGAUAUUCUUGGCUGGGACGAAAAGAAGGAGCGGGACUAUCAUAUCUUUGAGCAGCAUCAGCUCUUUGGAAUGACAAGACCCAUUGUCGCCGGUUUCCAAGAUCGGCCUACAAGGAUGGACAUGAGCACGAAGUACGGCAGCUAUCGCAAGCUGCAUCCUAGUGAAGCUCACGUCACUUGCUCUGGACGCGACGACAUGUGCCGUUCCGUGCUAAACGACGAAUGGGUUUCGCAUCCAACAUGGACGAGCGAAGACCCUCCUAUGGUAUCCACCAAAAAGAACGUCUUUGAAGAAGCCCUUCACCGCAGCGAGGAAGAACGCCACGAAUACGACUUCCACAUCGAGGCCAUCGUUCGCACAAUCGCCAUCCUCGAACCCAUCAGCAACAAAGUCGCACAGCUAAACCCAGAAGAACGAGCCACCUUCAAACUGAAGCCUAAUCUGAAUGGAUCGGCCAAGGCAAUCAAUCACCGGGUCAUCAAGAAGAUCUGGGGUCGGGAACCUGGAUUAGAGCUGAUCCAAGCGAUGCAGGAUUUCCCUUCACAGACUAUCCUUCCGGUCCUAAACCGGCUGAAGGCCAAGGAGGAGGAAUGGAAACGGGCACAGAGGGAAUGGAACAAAGUGUGGCGAGAGGUCGACGCGAGGAACUACAUCAGAAGUCUCGAUCACCAGAGCAUCACGUUUAGAUUGACGGACAAGAGGGCCACUUCGGCCAGGUCGUUCAUCAACCAGAUUGAGGCCGCACGGGAGGAGCAGAUGGCGAAACGCGCGUCGUUGAUUGAUCCCCUUUUCGGUAGAACACGGCCCUCCCAUCAGUUGGAAUUCAUGAUCGACGAUGUGUCCGUGAUGCAAGAUGGACUGAAGCUGACGUUCUCGUUUUUGGACCGCACUCUAGGGCAGAUCGCACUCACUGAACGUAAACGGAUAGAGCUACUCCUACGUUCGUUUGUUCCCCUUUUCUUCGUUUUGGAUCCAGUGGCGUUCAACAAUGCUUUCCAAGUCAUUCAAGAGAAUAUGUUUAGCGAUCCGAGUGAUGCUAGCGAUACGGAGGUGUCGAGUGUUGGGAGCUCGAAAGGGAAUGGGAAGGGGAGGAAGGGAGGCGUAGGAGCCGCCACGGGUGACUUGAGAAAGAAACUGCUCAAGAGCGAGCAGGCCAAGUCGACGAUCAGGAAAACUAGAGCGCAAGAAGCAUCGUCUCCUUCUCUGUCUCGCGUGCCAUCGCCUACGCCGGCAGAUGGUGGUCCAGCCGAGGGUCAGCAACGACGGGUCAAGAACACGUUCUUUACGAAUACUAACUUUUAUGUUUUGCUGCGAUUACUCGAGGUUAUGUAUACGCGGCUUUUGAAGUUCCGAAACAUCUCGAACCAACUCGCGAUGGAGGGACCACAAAGCAAAGCACCGCCCAUCACUGGACUUUCGGUUCAGGCUACUGCUUUCAUUGAGAGCAUGAGCGAUCCCAACCGCAACGCGAGCCACUUUUACGAGCUGAUGCUCGAAUCUUGCGAACGCUUGUUCGAUAACGAGUUGGAGCAACAAGCGUUUGAGGAACAGAUGCGGCUUAUGUUUGGAGUCAAGGAAGCCUACAAGAUCUUCACCGUUGACAAGCUGAUCGGAUCGAUCAUCAAACAGGUCGAAAUAAUCCUAGCCGACACCAAGAGUCAGGAGCUGUUAGAAACUCUGAAGCGGGACCGAAGUAUUCCUUCCCUAACAACACAAGACUACCUGAAUAGUCGACAUAAUGCUGAAAAGGUGCUUGGGCCGGAUGAGAAUCUAUUUCGUAUCGACUGGCUGCCGGAGUCGAAGAAGAUGACGGUCCAAUUGAUUGGAAAGGACGAUUCCAGCUUCGAUGAUUCGGAAGUAUUGACAGGACGGUGGCAGGCGUACAUAAAAACCUACACUCAGACCGGUCCAACAACUGACGUACCUCAAACGAAAGUCAGACGGCCGUUCCUGCGAAAAAAUCUGCCGGCGACCAUUCCGACUGAACCGAACAUCAAGACCAGCGACGGCUUGAAAAUCAAAGUGUGCGUCCGUACGUACCGUCUGUUCUUCGUAUCGGAUUCGGAGGAUUAUCUGUGGAAGAUACGGCAGCAGGAGGAUGUACAGAAGGCGACGGAGAACCUGCGAGCCAGGAAUGUUCUUCGAAAGAAGUGGUUAGAGAGCUCUUCCAAGCCAGGGCCGGUACCUUCAUGACGACGCUGUGUAUGUAUGCCCCUCGAUUUGUUUCGCAACUACUUGCUGUAUGUCAUUUUGGCCCUUCUCGAAAUCCAACUUAGACUGUCUUCUGCGGUACGACCCCCAUGGCGAACAUCUAAU
This is a messenger RNA of Guyanagaster necrorhizus, 3691 nucleotides long. RefSeq lists its product as uncharacterized. Bases 227 to 3568 code for a protein of 1113 amino acids. Gene Ontology annotation, cellular component: chromatin; Sin3-type complex. The record is from RefSeq and is a predicted model, not a curated record. Gene Ontology annotation, molecular function: transcription corepressor activity. Gene Ontology annotation, biological process: negative regulation of transcription by RNA polymerase II. The transcript has 12 exons. Lineage: Eukaryota; Fungi; Basidiomycota; Agaricomycetes; Agaricales; Physalacriaceae.